GUCACUCAAACACAGAAGCAGGAAACAGGAAUCACGUGAGUUCAGGGAAAGAGAAACUGUAGAAGUGUAGUUGAGCUGUUGUCUGUUUGUGUCUCUGUGUUCAUGCAGUAAAAUGGCAGAAACCAGAAUUUCGGUAGAUCAGAAGGAGUUCAUGUGUGCCGUGUGUCUGGAUCUCCUGAAGGAUCCAGUGGCCAUUCCCUGUGGACACAGUUACUGUAAGAGCUGUAUUACAGGCUGCUGGGAUCAGGAGGAUGAGAAGAGAGUCUACAGCUGCCCUCAGUGCAGACAGACCUUCAGUCCAAGACCUGCUUUAGCUAGAAACACCAUGCUGGCUGAAGUGGUGGAGAAACUGAAGAAGACCAAACUCUCUGCUGACUGUGACGCUGGAGCUGGAGAUGUGCAGUGUGACGUCUGUACUGGAAGAAAAUACAGAGCUGUCAAGUCCUGUCUGGUGUGUCUGAACUCUUACUGUCAGAAUCACCUCGAACAACAUGAGAGUUGGUUUAAAGGAAAGAAACACAAUCUGACUGAUGCCACUGGACAACUGCAGGAGAUGAUCUGCCAGAAACAUGAGAAGCUCCUCGAGGUUUUCUGUCGCACUGACCAGAAAUGUAUAUGUGUGCUGUGUAUGGAUGAACAUAAAAACCACGACACUGUAUCAGCUGCAGCACAGAGGACAGAGAAGCAGAAGCAGCUGAAGGAGACGCAGAAGACGUUCCAGCAGAGAAUCCAGCAGAGAGAGAAAGAUCUUCAGCAGCUGAGAGAGGCUGUGGAGUCUCAUAAGGUGAGUCUGGAGAAGAAGAGAAGU
This is a messenger RNA of Sinocyclocheilus grahami, 808 nucleotides long. Its product is annotated as E3 ubiquitin/ISG15 ligase TRIM25-like. The annotation marks the transcript as partial. Lineage: Eukaryota; Metazoa; Chordata; Actinopteri; Cypriniformes; Cyprinidae. The record is from RefSeq and is a predicted model, not a curated record. The transcript has 2 exons. Gene Ontology annotation, molecular function: zinc ion binding.